Entrophospora candida is the source of this 518-nucleotide messenger RNA. Lineage: Eukaryota; Fungi; Glomeromycota; Glomeromycetes; Entrophosporales; Entrophosporaceae. The record is from the annotation of a GenBank genome assembly.
UUUCAAAAAGAAAAAAGAGAGGCAAAAAUCAAACAAGAAAUGUGGAAGGUAGGUUUGUGUUAAAAAAGGUAUGCCAAAAUUAUGGUUCUGAAACUUUGGAUACGAGUGAACAUGGCGAAGGAGUAAAUCAUGAAAACAAUGGUGAAUUAAAAGAUUUUGACAGUGAUAUCAACACGACAAAUGAUAAUUCUGAAUUUUUGGUUAUGAUUGAACAUAGUGAAGAAGUAAAUCAUGAUAAUUCUGGAUCUUUGGAUAUAGUUGAACAUGCUUUUGAAUAUCCUGAAAAAGCAAAUUGCUUUAACGGAGGGCUCAAUAUUCCGACUGAAUCUUGGGAUAUGAUUGAAUAUAAUGGAUUAAUACAUGGCUCUGAAAGUGGAAUCAACAUUAAUCCUCAAUUUUCGGAUGAAAUUGAAGAUAAUUUAGAGUAUAUUGAAAGAAAAGGGAAGAAGUCAAAUCUUUCAUUAUUAACAGAUGGCUCAACACGAGAUUUGAUACUCACUUAUAUCCAAAGAGGUUGA